AUGGACGUGGAACAAAACCCCCAAUUCCUCAAACCGGUGCAGUCGGUCGACCAAAGCGUUCAAGAUGCCCACGAUCUCGCGGCUAUGGGCCAUGACCAGGCCCUGACCCGGAAGUUCGAUAUGUGGAGCAUGCUCGCUCUGGCGUUUUGUGUACUGGGGACAUAUUCUACAUUCGCUCAGGACCUUAGUAGCGGUCUGACCAAUGGAGGUGCUAUCACCAUCCUCUGGGGUCUGGUGUUGGUCACUCUCUGCAACCUCUGCGUCGCUGUCUCCCUGGGCGAGUUGGCCAGCAGCAUGCCAACUGCCCUGGGACAGGCGUAUUGGGUGCAUCGGCUCUGGAACACCCCGUUGGGCCGAUUUGCAUCCUACAUGACCGCGUGGAUCAACACUUUCGGCUGGUGGACUUUGACCGCCUCGCAGGUUGCCUUCAUGACGGAGUUCCUGCUAGGAAUGAAGGUCAUGUUCGACACCGAAUGGACUGGAGCUGGAACUGGCUGGUUGGAAUUUGUCGUCUUCAUCGGAUGCGUGUUUGUACUCACCGUCAUCAACGUCGUGGGUUGUCGGAAGGAGAAGAUCCUCCCCUGGUUGGCCAACUUUGUCGGCGUGUGGUUCACUGCUCUCUUCGUCAUUUUGUCGCUCGCGCUCCUCAUCUCCGUCGGUAUCAAGCCUGGUCUGUCGUAUCAGCCGGCCUCCUUCGUCUUUGGCAAGUGGAUCAACCAGACGGGCUGGAGUGACGGGGUCGUCUGGUUUGUUGGCCUGGUCCAGGCGGCGUACGGAUUGACGGCGUUCGAUGCUGUCAUCCAUAUGGUCGAAGAGAUCCCGGCUCCCCGCCGAAAUGCGCCCAGGGUGAUUUGGCUGGCGGUGCUCCUUGGGGCUGUCACCGGAUUUAUCUUCAUGAUCGUCUGUCUCUUCUGCAUCCAGGACGUCGACCGAGUCAUCGAUGGUCCCACAGGACUGCCAUUCAUGGAGCUUAUGCUUGAAACCGUCGGCCUGAAGGGUGGCGCAGUUCUUAUCGCUCUAUUCAUUUUCAAUGGGCUCGGCCAAGGAAUCAGUAUCCUCACCACUGCCUCCCGUCUGACCUGGGGUUUCGCCCGGGACGGUGGUUUGCCCUGGAGCCGGUAUCUGGCGCACGUCGACCCAGUGUGGAAAGCGCCGGUGCGUUCCUUGUGGGGACAAGGGGUCCUCAUCGCCUUGGUUGGAAUAUUAUAUCUAUUCGCGAACACUGUCCUCGAGGCCAUUCUCAGCGUGAGCACAAUCGCAUUGACGAUUUCGUACGGCAUGCCGAUCGCGGUGCUGCUCUGGGUCGGUCGCGACAAGCUUCCCCCCGGGGAGUUCCGUCUCGGACGAUGGGGUACGUUCGUCAACUGGGUCAGCAUUGUCUACUGCAUCAUUACGACGAUCUUCUUCCUCUUCCCUGGGUCGCCAAACCCGGCGCCGAGCGAUAUGAACUAUGCGAUCGCGGUGUUUGGAGUGAUGCUUGUGGUGUCGAUUGCAUUCUGGUUUAUUCAGGGCAGUCGGACGUAUCUUCAGACCGACGAUGCCCUUGCGCAGAUGAUUCUUGCCCAGCGGUUGGAGAAUGAGCAGCCCAUCGAGGACCCUACCACCGACUCGAAAAAGAAAUGA
Molecule: messenger RNA, 1623 nt
Organism: Aspergillus terreus NIH2624
Lineage: Eukaryota; Fungi; Ascomycota; Eurotiomycetes; Eurotiales; Aspergillaceae
Product: putative amino acid permease family protein
Exons: 2
Coding region: 1-1623 (540 amino acids)
Biological process (GO): transmembrane transport; amino acid transport
Cellular component (GO): membrane
Molecular function (GO): transmembrane transporter activity
Source: RefSeq, a predicted model, not a curated record